GUGUGGUGAUGGUCGUAAGAAUAAUAGUUUGUGAAGCAGCACUUAAGAUAAUAUAAGUCAAUAACAUGUUGAUCGUUGUUUACAAAAAUACUGAGAGAGUGAAAGCAGUUGAAAUAGAUGUAGUUAUGUUAUGGACAUCUUAUCAAGAUAAUGACAACAGUUAAUUAGCGAAUGGUUGGAAGAUUGAUCUGAUAUAUGACACCAGCCUAUAAUCUAACCUUAAUUGGCUGUUUCACAUUGUCAGAUACACCAAUACUUCAAAACUCAUUCAGAUAUCUAAACUAGGACUGGAGUAUUACUGGUAACGUCAUUCAACAAUGGGAAACUUCGGUGGCCAUGCUCUACCUGGUUCAUUCUUCAUAGUGUUUGCCCUCUGGUGGUCGAUUCAAAUGUUUCAUCGCUAUUACACGGCUAAGAAAAGAAAUUCCAAAUUCACUUCAUCGGCUAUAUUUAAAUGUAGUUGUCUAUGUGGAAAGUUCAGGGACUGGCCAGUGGAGGCCUAUUUAAAACUUUUGUUUGUGUCAGUGGGAUUUUUUCUAGAAAUUUACACAGGGUUUUCCAAAGAAUGGCGCUUUGUGAAUAUAGGAAAUGGGCAACAUGCAACUAUGUUUUUCUUUUUUGGGUUUACGGGCAUUGUAGAUAUUCUAAUUUAUUACAAAUGUCCGGUCCCGCCAAAUAUGGAUUACAUUGCAGUAGCAAUGGCAGUGACUUGCGAGUUUGUACUUUUUAAAUUCCAUCUUCAUGGACGGACAGAUUUAGAUGUUCUUUUACAUACACUAUUAUUAUAUGUUAUAGUAGCAUCAAUCAUAUCUGUUUUACUAGAGAUGAAUUAUAGAAAUAGUUUACCAUGUGCUCUUUCACGCUCGUAUAUGACUCUUUUACAAGGAACUUGGUUUUGGCAAGUUGGAUGGAUACUUUAUCCACCAUUUGAAAGUUCGUUCCGUUGGAAUGAAGACGAUCAUGAGCAGAUGAUGAUCGCCACGAUGAUUUUUGCUUGGCACGCUGCAGUUGAUAUGCUGGCUAUUCUAGGAAUUGGCGGAAUUGUAGCAGUGUUUCAUCGUAAAUUUGGCACUUAUAUAGAAGAUGAUGGAAUAGCAAUGAAACGCCUUAUACACACUGCUAAUAAUGGAGACACUGUUGUAAGAUUAAAUGAUGACGACAGUGAAAGUGAUAUAGAAUUUGAAAAACCAACAAGGAGUCUACUGAAAUAGUGAUGAUAUUUAUUUUACAAUUUUCGUGUUGUUAUGUGUUAUAUAGGUUGUGUUAGAAUUGGAAAAAAUUCUGAGAGUGUUUAGUUUUAAAGCAAAUUUUGAUUGUUGUCGAGCUUGUUUGCUUCUUUUCUGCUUAAAUAUAUUUUAACUUUUCGCAUUGAAACUUGCCUUAAAAGCCACUUGUAUUAAGCAUUUAUCUUUGAAUAUAAUUAUAACAUAAAACCUGUUUCUCAAGGUGACAUGUACUUAAUGUUCAGAGUUUAAAGAAGCCACCUGCUAGAUAAAUUUUCACUUUGUAGAGCAGUUGUAGAGUAAUUUUAUACAUGCUGGUAAUGUUGUAUAUGUAUGUACAGGCCCUAUUAAGAACAAAUUUAUUUCUUGCCUAGAUGAUCAGUAUGACUUGUCAAUCAAUAACAAAUUACUGAUUAAAAGUAUCACAUAAUUAUGGUUGAUUGCUCAAGUUAGAACAUCAACUGUUUUGAUUUUUACUCUCCUAUACAUAUAUUUGUAUAAUGGACUUUUUGAAAGUUUUUGUCAUACAUUUAAUAAAUUUUAAUUAUGCGAUUAUUCAAAAUACAAUGUAACAGCAUAGAAUCUGGUUAUCAUGACGAAGUGCGGGCAGGCCUGGCUUUACUGGUGGCAUUAUGAGGUCAAGAGGUCGGAUGUUAAAAGUGGAAAAGUUGUUAAAAUGUUAAAUGGUAUAAAGAUAUAUCUAAUGAAAUAUUUUUAUAGAAUUCAUAAAUGGUAAAGUUAUGUUGUUUCUAUAACCUUAUGGUUGAUUGUCGAAAGAGUUGUAACCUAGAAUGUCUUGUGUUAUUUAAUACUCAUGAAUAUGACACGUAAACAGAAUAAAAUGUUCUGGAACAAAAUGUUAUGCUGCUAUUUGAAAUAGGUUAAGCAAUGAUUUCAUGCAAGCUCCAUUCUUUCUAAAGGAAACAUAAAAACAUACUCGUACUUCUUGCAUACAAAUAUUUUGGAAGUUUUGUUUUCUUAACUUAUAAAAUAAUUUUUUAAACUGCAGGCAGCAGAUAUAUAGCUUUAUACACUUUAAUAGUGUUAAUCAAUGUAUCUUUUGUUAUUCAAGAACUAAAAUUCUGUUGUUCUCAUGAAUGUUAUGAAGAAUAUUGUUUCCUGAAUGUUGAAGGUUGUAUAUGUAUGUUGUAAAUGUAUUUAGUCAGAUUUUUAUGCAGCAUUAUUAUUGCCAUGUAAAUAAGUGUAUUUAUAUAAUUUUAGU
Messenger RNA from Ruditapes philippinarum (Manila clam), 2445 nucleotides. Its product is annotated as transmembrane protein 45B-like. Bases 318 to 1211 code for a protein of 297 amino acids. The transcript has 2 exons. The record is from RefSeq and is a predicted model, not a curated record. NCBI's taxonomy places the organism in Eukaryota, Metazoa, Mollusca, Bivalvia, Venerida, Veneridae.